This is a messenger RNA of Microthlaspi erraticum, 276 nucleotides long. The record is from the annotation of a GenBank genome assembly. Lineage: Eukaryota; Viridiplantae; Streptophyta; Magnoliopsida; Brassicales; Brassicaceae.
AUGGAGAAGGAUGAAGGAAGCAGUGUAGCUCAAGAGAGACAAAAGAAAACUGAGGGAAAGAGGAUAUUUGAGGCUGUUGAUGAUGGGUCAAUUGAGGGAACAGAGAAUGAGCAAGAGGAAGAUGAGUUAAGUGUUGUGGAAGAACAAAGAGAGUACGAGGCAGGGGAAAGCGCUCACGAAGAAGAGAAUGAAGCUGAGGUGAGUGGUGAAGAAGAAAAGAGUGAGGGAGCUCAUGGAGAUGAACCCAUGGAAAUUAGGUUAUUAAUUAUGCAGUAG